Molecule: messenger RNA, 3145 nt
Organism: Scophthalmus maximus (turbot)
Lineage: Eukaryota; Metazoa; Chordata; Actinopteri; Pleuronectiformes; Scophthalmidae
Product: interferon-induced, double-stranded RNA-activated protein kinase
Exons: 19
Coding region: 116-2185 (689 amino acids)
Biological process (GO): protein phosphorylation
Molecular function (GO): protein kinase activity; ATP binding; double-stranded RNA binding
Source: RefSeq, a predicted model, not a curated record
CGGAACCGAAAGUAUCAGUCGGACGCAGGCGAGGAGGCAGAACGACAUGAGCACGGGACGCAAUGUAAGCUCGAUAUGAUUUGAUCUUGGAAAAAACGGCUUGGUUAAAAUCAUAAUGGCAACGGGAAACUACGUGGUUCAACUGAACGAGUACGCGCAGAAGAAUGGCUUGGAGCGGAGAUUUGAAGACGUUGGAUCGGAUGGACCCGACCACAUCAGGACAUUUACUGUGAGAGCAAUCGUGAAUGGCAAGGAGUAUCCCGCUGGCGUGGGUAAGAACAAGAAGGAGGCCAAACAGAACGCUGCUAAAAACGCCCUGAGAUGCCUGUCUGAGGAGGAGGAGCACGCUGAUCGUACUGAAAAUGCAUUGGAAGCCUCCAAUGCAGCCUCUCAUCAGACAAGUAUCAGGAACUAUGUAUGUUGGCUCAAUGAACAUGGUAACAAGAACAGGCUGCUCAUAAAGCCGGUGGAGUCAACACGACUGGGACUAAAUAAUGUUUCACAAUGCUGUAGGUUUGAGGUGGGUGGUACGAUGUACCCAGUGGGCUAUGGGAAAACAAAGAAGGAAGCCAAGGAGGAAGCGGCAAAACUUGCAUAUCGUGAGAUAUGUGGCAGUAAAACUACAGAGACUACAGAUGAGAAAUAUGGCCGCACCUCAAGUCCGCAAAAAGAUGAAUCGGGACCAAAUGUGUCAGAAGUCUGUGAUAUGACAACGAGCCCAAGUGGAACAACAGUGUCAAAGACAGAAAGUGAAAAUUUCAUUGGAAUUAUCAACCAGUUCUGUCAGGAAAAAAAGGUCUCCCAUGAUUACAUCUUAGAAAAAAGACAUGGUCAACCACAUAGCCCCCAUUUUUUCUACAGAUUAGUGAUCAACAAGAAGGAAUACCCUGUGGGUGAGGGUAAGAAUGUCAAGGAAGCCAAACAAAAGGCAGCUCAACUGGCCUGGUCUGCUCUUAAAGAGCAGUCAGACUGGGACAGUAAGGUGACUGAGUCCAAUGAUGGUGCAGCAUCCAGGCUGCUCACACUACCAAGCACACCGGAGUCCCGUGAUGCACAGUCAAAAAGCAUGCCAACAUUUUCCAGUGACUCAGCUGUUUUCACCAAUUCUUCCAAGGAUCAGGAUCAAAGUCCUGAUGUGAAGCCUAAAAUAAGACUUGCAGCAAAUUUCAAAAAUGCCUGCAGACAAAGCAAAGAGGAAGUUGUCAAUUUCAAAAGCAAGAAUAAAGGAAGUAGUCUGAGUGAGAAAACAACAACCCAGUCGGUGCUGUCAAGGUUUACAUCAGAUUUUGACUUGAUAGUACCUCUCGGCAAAGGAGCCUUUGGUCAUGUUUUCAAGGCAAAAGAAAAACUGCUGGAUAAGUAUUGUGCUGUGAAGAUUGUCCGCUGUAAAGAGAUCCAUAAAGCUCUACGAGAGGUGAAAGCAUUAUCAGACCUCCAACACUGCAAUAUUGUUCGGUACUACACAUGUUGGAUGGAGGAUUCAGGGUACCAAAGGGACAGUACAGCUGACGGUAGCAGUGCUUCACAGUCAACCAGGGGUUCAUCUGUGAACUACCUGUAUAUUCAGAUGGAGUUGUGUGACACCAGAACACUCAGAGUAUGGAUAGAUGAGAAAAACACUGCUGAUGUGAAAACAUCUUUGCGAGACUCCAAGAGACGAGAGGAGAGUCUAACCAUUGCUGAGCAAAUUGUCAGUGGAGUGGAUUACAUUCACUCCAAGAGGCUCAUUCACAGAGACCUGAAGCCUGCCAACAUCAUGUUCGGAGACGAGGGGAAAGUGAAGAUUGGAGACUUUGGUCUGGUCACUGCUGAGAAUGAUGACGAUGCUGAGAACCUGAUUGAGAGAACAGUGUACAAAGGAACCCCAUGUUACAUGGCUCCUGAGCAGAAGAGCGGGAUCGUUUACGACCGAAAAGUGGACAUAUUUGCUUUGGGGUUGAUAUGUUUUGAACUUCUUUGGAACCUGUCUGAAGAGAGGAAAGAGAUUUGGGACGAUGCCAGAAAAAAGCAACUUCCUCAAAGAUUUUCUCACAUUUUUCACCAGGAGAACCAAAUUAUAAAGUCAAUGCUGUGUUUGAAACCAGAAGACCGGCCUGAGGCUAGUAAACUGAAGAAGGACUUUGAGGAGUUCACUCAAACACUAACAACACCUAAAAACAUGCAUUGUGGCAGUAUGACGGUCUAACCGUGAAAACGCAAAUAGUCGUCACAAGCUUAAUUUUUGAGUAUUAUGGGUUAGUAAUCUUAUUCCCAAGUGGCAACCCACUGUGACAUCACCCAACUGCUAUUUUUAAGUCUUGAGUUCAGCAUUUUGGCCAGCACCAUCUUGUUUUUUUUGAAACACGAAGUAACCAUAUUUGAAGGAGUGGGCGGUAGGUCUGACUGAGAGCCCAUCCACUGCACGUCCACUUACACCUGCAACCAUGCCUUUAUUGGACUAGCCGUCAAUUACACUGUAUCCACGCUCCAAUGUAUACGGUGCUUUAUUGUCUAUGUUACUCUAUAUGAGACCAAAAUUUACUAAAUUAACAUCAUGCUGAAUUGAAGAAGCUAGAAAUUAGUGAUUGAGAUCAUAAACUCCUCAGGAAAAUGUUUACUGAUGUUAGAAACCACCUGAGAAGUUGGGUCAUUUUUCCAAAGACUACUUCUCAUAGAAACUGACUUGUUUUUGCAACCAGUAGAGUCACCCUCUGCUGAUCCUUCAAGAUAAAACAGCUUUCAGGCACUUCCACAUUGGCUUCACUUUUCGGACCUGGAGACUACGUCCACUUUGAUAUAGUCUAUGAAUAUUCCAUUAAUACCUGGAGGUUUUUCGAAUGCUAAGGGCAGCUUCUUUUUAGUAACUUUUUUUUUCAUGAACUGAUGUGUCAUAUUUUAUCAUGAUUAUGUAGUGUACGUGGUAAUGUACUGACUUUCUUUCAUCUUGAAUUGCACCAUUAUUCGCUUUUAAUAAAUAAUCAUGACUUGGCUGUAUAAUAAUUGUGAUAACUGGAAUUGAAAUAAGGUACUCUUUGUUUGCAAAUGGUCAAAUGUGUUUAUAGAAUCCAAUUUUCUGCGUGUGCACUCUGGGCGGAUGGGGGCAGUGUUGUUGGCACAGCAUUUGGCUAAAGACAAUAAACCAGGAAAUAUCCUGAAUAAGAUCUGA